Messenger RNA from Medicago truncatula (barrel medic), 542 nucleotides. RefSeq names its product histone H3.3. The coding region runs from base 4 to 438 and encodes 144 amino acids. The transcript has a single exon. The record is from RefSeq and is a predicted model, not a curated record. NCBI's taxonomy places the organism in Eukaryota, Viridiplantae, Streptophyta, Magnoliopsida, Fabales, Fabaceae. Gene Ontology annotation, molecular function: structural constituent of chromatin; protein heterodimerization activity; DNA binding. Gene Ontology annotation, cellular component: nucleosome.
UUCAUGCAGAAAAGCAAGCAAAUUUUCUUUAUGGCACGUUCAAAGCAAACCGCUUGUAAGUUAAGUUGUGCUGGUGCAAGGAAGCGAGUUGACACCAAUGCUGAACUUAAGUUUAAACUAGCUACAAUUGGAGUUAAGAAGGAACAUCGAUAUCAUCUUGGAACUAUUGCACUUCUUAAGAUUAGGAGAUACCAGAAGAGUACUAAGCUCUUGAUAAAAAAGCUUCCUUUCCAAAGGUUGGUCCGUGAAAUUGUUCAGAACAUCAAGAUUGAUAGUCGUUUCCAGAGCCGUGCUGUUUUUGCAUUGCAGGUGACUUCUGAGACAUACCUUGUUGGUCUCUUUGAGGAUGCUAAAUUGUGUGCUAUCCAUGCUAAGCGAGUCACUAUUAUACCUGAGGAUAUACGAUUGGCGAGAAGGAUCCGUGGUGAAUGUGAUUAAGGAUGUUGAGUUUCAAGGUGAUAUUUAGAUCGAUGGCUAGUUUUUUUGCUGUUAAAGUGAUUUAAAGCAAUGAGAAAUAACGUCUACUCAUAGACUAAUUAAUA